GUUAUUAUUAAUUUGUGUAGCUUUAAUGGGGGAAGAAAAUGGAAAAACUUCAAAUAAUUUCAAGGUUGUCAACACUUAUUAAUAUUAUGAGUUUAUGACAGCUGAUCACUAAUGGGCGAUGGCUGAUGCUCCUCUUUGCACACAUGACACUUAUAUACGCGCUUUCUCUCUUCCCUUUCAUUCAUUUUUAGAGAACCCAUCAAAUUUCCCUCAAAAAAUCCCAAAAAAAUUAAUCCCUGAAGCCAUUGAUAAAACACCAGAAUCCCCAAAUUCCUUUAUUCUCGAUCAAUUAUUCAUAUUGAUCGGCAAUUCCUUUGAAUAACCCAUAACCCUUUUUUAAUUUAUUAACUGCAAAAUGUCAAUUAAUCGAUAUCUGGGUUUUGCCGUUUUCUUGUUGUUGCUUAAUUUGGCAUCUUCAAGCUACUUUUCUGAUACAAUUUUUGAUUCCCACAGAUCUACCGGCCGUUCUUUGCUUCAAGCCCAGAAACCGUGCCCAGUAAAUUUCGAGGGUCAAAACUACACGAUCAUAACAAGUCAAUGCAAAGGACCGAAGUAUUCCGCUGAUGUCUGUUGUAAGGCCUUCAAGGAAUUUGCUUGCCCUUUCUCCGAUGAGCUCAAUGACCAGUCAAAUAACUGUGCAAGCACUAUGUUUAGCUACAUAAAUCUCUACGGUAAAUACCCUCCCGGCAUUUUCGCAAACGAGUGCAAAGAGGGUAAGCGCGGGCUUGAAUGUGAGGAAAAAUCGACAGAUCCAGUUUCAAAAGACGUCAAAGCAAACAUCGCUCACCAAUCGAACUUAUUGUCUCCCGUGGUGGUGAUAUUAACUGCGUCGUUCGUUUCCUUGUUUUGCUUGUUCUAAGAGCCUAUACGUUGAUUCCGCUACUCGUCUCAUAGUAUGUUUAGAUGUAUCUUUAUUGUAUAACUUAUGCUUUGUGUACAAUUGAUUGUAUGGUUGCAUCCUAUUAUUUCAUUGUAUUCUAAGACUGUAUUUACUGAUUAUAUGAGGAUGGUAUUAUUGUAAGCUUUUGUAAGUUCUA
Messenger RNA from Amaranthus tricolor (Joseph's coat), 1037 nucleotides. RefSeq names its product GPI-anchored protein LLG1-like. The transcript has 3 exons. NCBI's taxonomy places the organism in Eukaryota, Viridiplantae, Streptophyta, Magnoliopsida, Caryophyllales, Amaranthaceae. Bases 356 to 859 code for a protein of 167 amino acids. The record is from RefSeq and is a predicted model, not a curated record.